AUGAAAUCAUCGACUAUUCGAGCAUUGGAUCCAUGUUUAGUUUGUGGUGAUAAAGCAAUUGGUUUCAAUUUUGGUGUAUUAUCAUGUAUGGCAUGUAAAGCAUUUUUUCGACGAAAUGCUGUUAAACUUGGUACUUAUGAUUUUAUUUGUCCAAAAGAUGGUGAUUGUUCAAUAACACAUACAUAUCGUCGUUUAUGUAAUUGUUGUCGUUUAGCAAAAUGUUUUCGUGUUGGAAUGCAAAAAGAUUUAAUACUUACCGAAGCUGCAAAAGAAGCAAGACGACAAACUGUUGCACAAAAUCGUCAAAAACGUGAACAAGCAUCAAAAACAAAAUGUUUAGACUUGGUAUGUAUGAACAUAUUUAAUAAAAUUUCAUAG
Rotaria sordida is the source of this 378-nucleotide messenger RNA. The record is from the annotation of a GenBank genome assembly. NCBI's taxonomy places the organism in Eukaryota, Metazoa, Rotifera, Eurotatoria, Philodinida, Philodinidae.